Messenger RNA from Macroventuria anomochaeta, 3064 nucleotides. RefSeq lists its product as uncharacterized. The coding region runs from base 236 to 2962 and encodes 908 amino acids. The record is from RefSeq and is a predicted model, not a curated record. Lineage: Eukaryota; Fungi; Ascomycota; Dothideomycetes; Pleosporales; Didymellaceae. The transcript is spliced from 6 exons. Gene Ontology annotation, molecular function: protein binding.
UCCUCACAGAACCAAGAACAUGGCGCAGAACACCAGCUUCAGCCUGCAACACUUGGAUCGCUGCUUCACUGUACAGCUAUCCUGGGCUUUGCAGCCACUUAUGCUCUUCUCCAUACGCUCGGCCUAGAUUGCACGUAGGAGCCAGCUGCCGCCCCCUCGUCCUAUCAGGCUCCCGCAUCGAGCCCCUCGCAUCUCCUUCCCACUGCAUGCGUCUGUCACACAUCCACUCGAAUCGAUGCGUCUCUUAAACUAUGACGAACAUGGCGAGCUCAACAUUAUCAGCUUUGACGAUUCUGCAAUACCACCAUAUGCGAUACUUUCACACACAUGGGGAGCAGAUGCGGAUGAGGUUACUUUUGCAGACCUUGUGACAGGCGAUAGCAAGGCUAAGUGUGGCUGCGAGAAGAUUCGCUUCUGCGGACAACAAGCAUGGCAAGAUGGCCUACAAUAUUUCUGGGUCGACACAUGCUGCAUCGAUAAGACGGAUAAAGCUGAGCUCUCCCACGCUAUCCGGUCCAUGUUUCGCUGGUACCAGAACGCGACGAGAUGUUAUGUGUAUCUAUCGGACGUAUCGGCAAGGAAAAGGAAGCUUGGCGAUAUAUCUACCAAGUUUACUUGGGAGCCUGCUUUCAGGGCAAGUCGAUGGUUCAUGCGUGGCUGGACGCUUCAAGAGCUUCUUGCCCCAAGCAUAUCAUUAAUUCACAAAAUCACCAGCAUACAAUGCGAAGUGCUCGACGGAACCCCUCUUUCCCAGUUCAGCAUCAACGAACGGUUGCGGUGGAAGGAAGGCCGGGUGACCAAGCACGAAGAAGAUGGAGCAUACUCGCUGCAAGGCAUUUUAGAUGUCGAGCUAGCGCCAGUAUAUGGCGAAGGUGCAGUUGGCGCCUUCAGGCGCCUUAUGGACGAGAUCGAGGAUUUAAAAAGAUGUGUCCAAGACAUACACAGUACAGAUCCGCAUAACGACAAGAAACGCAUCGAGGAGACGAAAGGCGGACUGCUAGCUGACUCCUACCGCUGGGUCCUUAAUAACACUAUUUUCCAGCAAUGGCAACAGGACAAGUGCAGUCGACUGCUGUGGGUAAAAGGCGAUCCUGGCAAGGGCAAGACGAUGCUGCUCUGCGGCAUCAUCGACGAGCUGCACAGCUCGCUACCUAAAACUGCCUCUCUAGCGUACUUCUUCUGCCAAGCGACCGACUCACGCAUCAACAGCGCCACGGCCGUGCUGCGAGGGCUGUUGUACAUGAUUGUGAGCCAGCAACCGUCACUUGCAUCGCAUGUCCGCAAGAAGCACGAUCAUGCAGGCAAGGCCUUAAAUUUCGCAGAUGUACUUCGAGACCCAGGGCUCAGCACUACCUACCUAAUUGUCAACGCACUAGACGAGUGUGCCACUGACCUGCCAAAACUGCUCGACUUUGUCGCAAAGCAAUCAUCUGCGUCUUGCCGCGUUAAGUGGAUUGUUUCAAGCCGCAACUGGCCGAACAUCGAGGAACAGCUAGAACGGGCAGAAGACAAAAUGAGACUGAGCCUUGAGUUGAACGCAAGGUCGGUCGCGACAGCGGUUGACAUCUUCAUCCAGCGAAAGAUGGACCACUUGGCACAGACAAAGCAGUAUAAAGCAGAAGUUCGAUCUGCCGUGCUCCAACACUUGAUAUCGAACGCCAACGGUACCUUCCUCUGGGUAGCGUUGGUGUGCCAAUGCCUCGAGGCGACACCAAGGUGGAAUGUGCUGAAAAAGCUAGCGCUAUUCCCGCCUGGACUAGACUCUCUGUACCAACGGAUGAUGCAGCAGAUCAGUGAGUCAGACAGUGCUGAGAUCUGUCAGCAAGUGCUGGCAUCGACGGCGAUCCUGUAUCGACCUGUUACAAUCUUCGAGUUGACUGCACUUGUGGAGCCGCUUGAAGACUUAGCCGAUGACCUGGAGUCUGUGCAGGAAAUUAUCGGUCUCUGUGGAUCGUUCCUGACUCUGCGAGAAGACAUUGUCUACUUUGUGCAUCAGUCAGCACAAGAUUUUCUUUUUGCAAAUGCAUCUGACAAGGUCUUUCCAUAUGGGACCGAAGGCACACAUCGCGUCAUAUUUUCAAGGUCACUUGCGAUUCUGUCCCGGACAUUGCACAGGGACAUGUACAGCCUGAAAGCGCCGGGGUUUCACAUCGACAACGUUCAACCGUCUGACCCUGACCCACUAGCAGCGUCACGCUACCCUUGUGUCUACUGGAUUGACCAUCUGUACGACUCAAAACCCAGGUUGCAGGCAAACAGUACCAGUGACCAGCAAGUCACGGGCGUUGUUGAUAAAUUCCUAAGGAAUAUGUAUCUUUACUGGCUAGAAGGGCUGAGUUUGUGCAAGAGCAUAGAAAAAGGUGUAGUCUCGAUAACAGAACUAUGGUCAUUAGUACAGGAUAUGCGUGGUCAAAGCAAAUAUGCUCAACUAAUUGAAGACGCUUGGCGAUUCAUCAUGUAUCACAAGGUGGCAGUCAGGAGUUACCCACUCCAAACUUAUGCAUCUGCGCUGUUGUUCAGUCCAACGGCCCCAGCAGGAAUUAUGAUUAAACUAGCUGUGAGCAAUACAUGGGGUGCGUGCCUGCAGACGCUUGAGAGCCAUAGCGACGUGGUCAGGUCAGUAGCCUUCUCGCAUGACUCGACCAAGCUGGCAUCAGCAUCAGACGACAAGACUGUCAAGAUCUGGGAUGCUAGCAGCGGCGCGUGCCUGCAGACGCUUAAGGGUCAUACCGACUGGGUCAGGUCAGUGGCCUUCUCGCACGACUCGACCAAGCUGGCAUCAGCAUCAGACGACAAGACUGUCAAGAUCUGGGAUGCUAGCAGCGGCACGUGCCUGCAGACGCUUGAGUACCAUAGCAGUCUGGUUAAAUCAGUGGCCUUCUCGCACGACUCGGCUCAGUUGGCAUCGGUAUCAUACGGCAAUACUGUCAAUAUCUGGGAUGUUAGCAACGGCGCGCCUUAGCUCAGACAACAUAUGGAUUACACAUGCCGGUAACAAGGUGCUCUGGGUGCCAUCGGACUAUCGAUCGUGGUGCUCGUCUAUGUGCGGAGACAUGGUAGGAAU